CUCGCGGGGUUUUUACGCGCCGUCGGAUGGUAGAGCUUCCACCUGCACUCCAUCAAAGCGGCGCUCCUGUGAAGCUGCAGAAUCCUUCUACAUUCCUGUGGACUGGACCUGCACAUCCAAAAGGUACAGCAGGAUGCAAGGCAUACGGCCGCUGUGGGGACAGAAGCCCUUGCUGGCCCUUCUCCUGCUCCAAGCUGCAGGUUCUGGUUUAACUAACGCUGACGCUGUGGUUAAUAUGCGGAAGGUGACUCAUCGGACCAUUAGUGAAGAGCUCUCUAAAACGGUUCUCCUCCCUUGCCUCUUCACCCUCCGUCCCAGUGCCGGUUCUCCCCACGAACAUCCCAGGAUCAAGUGGACCAAGGUUUGGGGCCAAAGAGGCUCAGACGGCCUACAGAAGGAACAGUCGGUGCUAGUGGCCAAAGACAACGUGGUCAAGGUGAAGAAGGCCUUCCAAGGUCGUGUAGCACUGCCUGGUUACAAUAAGGACCGUUACAACGCCAGUCUCGCUUUGACUGGGUUACGCUCAAGUGACUCUGGUCUGUACCGCUGUGAGGUGGUGGUGGGCAUCAAUGACGAGCAGGACACAGUUCCACUGGAGGUCACAGGCAUUGUGUUCCACUACCGGGCCCCACAUGACCGCUAUGCCUUGUCCUUUGCUGAUGCCAAGAGGGUGUGCACAGAAAACUCGGCUGCCAUUGCAACUCCCGGUCAGCUGCAAGCAACCUUUGCCGAUGGCUAUGACAACUGCGAUGCUGGCUGGCUGGCUGAUCAGACUGUUCGGUACCCCAUCCAAUCGCCUCGGCCCGGUUGCUAUGGUGAUCGCGAGGACUCACCUGGUGUCCGUAACUAUGGCAGUAGAGCCCCCGAUGAGCUGUUUGAUGUCUACUGCUUUGCUAAGCAGCUUCAAGGUGAGGUGUUCCACUCCACUGUGCCUGAGAAGCUGAGCCUUGCCACUGCUUCCACCCACUGCCAUACUCUGGGAGCCCAGCUGGCCACUGUCGGACAGCUUUACCUGGCUUGGCAGGCUGGCCUGGACCAGUGUGACCCUGGCUGGCUGGCAGAUGGCAGCGUCCGCUAUCCCAUAAACGUCCCGCGGAAGAACUGUGGCGGAGACGAACCCGGGGUGCGGACAGUCUACAACAACCCCAACCGCACCGGCUUCCCAGACACCACCGCUCUGUUCGAUUCCUUCUGCUACAGAGCUCAUCAGCCAGCAGGAAUCCAGGCUUCUGAGGCAAAGGCUUUACACCAGACCAGACCAGCUGCACAGGAGUUGUCUCCAGCCCCAGAAGCCCAAAGAAAAUCCCAUUCCACUGAAACACCUGCCUGGGCUGGCUUAGUUGACUCAAACACAACAGGACUCUCAUUUCUCGUGAGAAUAAACAGCUCAUCUAGGACCUCUGAAGAGCACAUGGUCAACUUAAAGCAUGAAGACGGUUGGGACGAAAGACAAAAUGAAUCCAGAGGAAGUCAACAUGGCCAGGAUGAGACUGAUGGUUCAAAAAGUAACCACACCUCGGGUCUAUUUGACUUUAAAAUGGCAGAGAGCCAUGGAGGUUCUGCCCAAAAGGAGGAGGAUUACAGCUACUAUGAAUUUGACACCUCAACCCCAUCUUCUACACCACUCCCUCCGACAGGUAGUAGUAUCCUCAAUGGAUUUUUGAAUACCCUCAUGUGGCCCUUCAAGUACUGGACAGGGAGCCAAGAGGCAAACGAGACGGCGGGGUCGCCCUCAGCGCCCGAGGGGGGAGCUGGAGAGAAUCAGGGACAAGAACAAGCAUCUAACGGAAACACAAGUGUCCCAAAGCAGAGUGAAAUCAAGAGCAUCACGGACAACGCUAUAUUGGAGCUGAAAAGUGGUACUUUCUCCCUCAGAGGUGCCACAGGUGAGCAGCAGAGCUUAGAGAAGGAACUGUCUGAGCAGGAAAAAGAGCUCAGGCCACUGAUUAAACUUGUCCCAGCUGUGCCAGAGCAAAGAGGGAAUGAAGGUGUUGCCAAUACGUACAAACAUCAGUCCGCCCUAAAUGAGUUGCCUGCAUCAGGUCAUGUGGAGAAGUCUCUACCCAUCAAGCAGGUCAACGUAUCCAGUCCUCAGAGUCCCAAAUGGGACCCUUCCAUUGCUCCUGUGGUCCCCAGUGUUCAUUUUCAGUGGGCCGUCAAGGCCAUGCAUGGCCCAAAACAGGAGCUCCCUGAAAACGAGGCUUAUGUAGUCAAAUAUCCUUCAUGGGAGCCCAAGGAAGCUAAGGCAGGACCCCUUGAAUUGAUCACUCUGCCUAACUCCCAUCAACAGGAAAACAUGGAAAACUAUUCGGGAGAAGGCAAGGAAGUGAAUUCAGAAGGUGUUGGUGCUGUGGCUGACAGAGGUGGACCUGCGUCAGGAGAAGAGAAAGACGUGGAAGGGAGUGGAGAUGAGAGCAGCUUUUCUGCUGGCUUUGAAAUGAAUGUGCAAAAUUUGUCCAGUAUCGUUGUCAACUUAAGUCCUAAAACUGAAUUUUCUCCCAUCACGAGUGAUUUUGUGUCCUUGGAUGAGCGCACCACUCAGCCUCAUUGGCAGUUGGUAGAGCAAUCCACUAUCUCACCUCAGGGCCUGCUGGAACCAGCGACAGCAGAAGAAGCCAAGGAGGAGGUUCUCUAUGUCCACAAGCCUACUGACAAUCUCUUCUCUGACUCUCCUGUGCAAACAACUAGUGAAAGCAGGAGAGAGGAGAUGGUUACAUCAACAGAAGCCUCAGCAGAGGUUCUGACCACUUCUGAGGUGACCACUGUAGAGAUUUUGUCCGUAGGUCCACACAGGACAGAUCUUACUACUGAAGCAAUAAUAACUGAAAAUACUCCCGAGAGCUCUGCUAUGGAGGAGCCAUCAAUCUCAAUUUCAUGGAUUCUGGAAGAGAAAGAGGAGAUUACAAGUGUACCUGAUCUGGAAGAACGCUUCUCUGAAACUCUGACACCCACUGAAAGAUCACAAGCUGGAGUUUCUCAGUGGACCACCAUUGCAUCAGUCUCAGGGGUUACAGAAAUGGAAUCAAGAUCUGCAGUAUCAGAGUCCUUUGUUGUAGGAAGUCAUUGGACACCUUUCAAAGAGUUGACUUCGAAGGAACCAAAAGCCUCUGAGACAACAGAGAACAAAGACUCAAACAACCCUUUUGGUAGUCUUGUACCCAACUGGGCCUUUGGCCUCAUCUCAUCAGUGGAGACUAACCCAUGCCAGACCAGCCCCUGUCUCCACGGUGGGAGCUGCCUGCAGGAAGGUGAUGGCUAUAGCUGCUAUUGUCCUCAGGGUUUCUCUGGAGAGAACUGUGAGAUUGAUAUUGAUGACUGCCAGUCUAAUCCGUGCCAGAAUGGAGGAACCUGCAUUGAUGAGAUCAACUCUUUUGUGUGUCUUUGUCUGCCCAGCUAUGGAGGAGCGACGUGUGAAAAAGACACCGAGGGCUGUGAGCACUCAUGGAGGAAGUUCCAUGGCCACUGUUACAGGUAUUUCAGCCGCAGACACACCUGGGAGGACGCUGAGAAGGACUGCAGGGAACACAACGGCCACCUGGCCAGCAUUCACAGCACAGCCGAGCAGAACUUCAUCAGAGGUCUGAGCCAUGAUAACACUUGGAUUGGGCUGAAUGAUCGUACAGUGGAGGAUGACUUUCAGUGGACGGACAAGAUGGACCUGCAAUACGAAAACUGGCGUGAAAACCAACCGGACAACUUCUUCGCUGGAGGAGAGGACUGUGUGGUUAUGAUUGCCCGUGAAAACGGCAAAUGGAAUGACGUUCCCUGCAACUACAACCUGCCUUACGUCUGCAAGAAAGGAACAGUGAUUUGUGGAACCCCUCCCACUGUGGAUAAUGCCUUCCUGAUUGGACGAAAGCGUUCACACUAUGACAUCCACUCAGUAGUGCGCUACCAGUGCACUGACGGCUUCCUGCAGCGCCAUGUGCCCACAGCUAAGUGUCGUGCCAAUGGCAAGUGGGACCGACCUAAAAUUAUCUGCAUAAGAUCUCGGCGAGCCCAUCGUUACCGGCGCCACCACCACCACCACAAGGGGAAGAGGGAGCGCCGGAAGCACAAGAGGCAUGGCCAUAGACAGGGGGGUCACCAUGGAGGGGAGCUCAGCCAGGCCCACAGCCACGCCCACUUCUGAACCAAAAUAAAAAAGGACAUCCGAUUCCCGAUUCUCCUGCAAGCUGCCGUUUGCCUGUUUCCCUGCUGUCCUCGUUUCCCCAAAUACCUCUACACCCCCACCGCCCACCUUCAUGUACCACACUCUCCUCUCAGAGGCAACCUGCAUAUUAGUCCAAUCUGAGGCUUGGCAAAGUGCUGCCACACGUCGCCAGGACUUUAACCAACCCUAAAAUUUCCUUUAACGUUUGGUUCUAACCCUUCUGUCUUUCAUCUCCCCUCCCACUUGAUCCAUUUCCUCUGCCUUUGAGCUCUUUGAGCUCUGACCUACAUGCUGACCUGUUUUCGACGAAGAACGGAACAAAAACCUUCAAGAUUGACCCUGAGCAUACUUUAGUGAGGUACGAACUGUAAAUAGGGAUGACAUCAAUGAAAGUCAGACGAGUUCAUGGUGAUGUUGUGGUAAUGACUUGAGCCUUUUGUCUACCGAACAGUUAUUUUUUACAAAUACUCUGUGUUCAUUUGCUAUCUUCUGCUGCUUUUGGUUUGCCCUUUGUAAAACUAAACAGCUAACUGAUUCUUUUUUUUUUUUUUUGGAACCAGAGGCAGAUGUAAUUGAAUGAUUUGAUUGUUAGCUUUGUAUUUUCUUGUCAGUGUGAGACAGUUACUUUAGAUCAGAUGAUGAAACCCCAGAGGAAAAAUGGAAAACUCCCCCCAUCUUCAUUCAGCUUCAUCACAUCAACACAUCAGUCUCUCCUCAGAAGUGUUGAACAAUCUCAAACCGUUCCUGCUGUGUCAACAUCCUCACCUGUCGUUGCCAGGGGUUCAUCUGCACGUUUGAUUCCAGCUUGUCUCAACUCAGAUCAGCACUCAUACACCUGUUUUCACUCAUUGUUUGUGAUGUUGUUUGUUGCUGGAGGAUUUUGAGCUGUGAAUGUGUUGUGUGUCUGUUCUUCCCCUAUUUUAGAGUUUCACAGAUGUUUUAGGGCAUUUUGCUAUGUGUUUUGAGAUUUGAGAUUAGAUCAUGAAGCAUGUGUGACUUUAUAAACUUGAAGAAACAUUUUAAAUAUAUGGAAGCACAUGACAACAUUCUGAUGUGGACUACCCUGGAGAGGUUGUUGUAGAUUUAAGUGAUUGGCAUGUUUUCCCUUUUAAAAAUGGAUUUUGUUUGAAAAUAGGUGUAUUAUUGGAAUAAAUUUACAAUGUCACCAGGAAAUAGAUGCAUCCUUACCUUGCAAGGGAGCUAGAUCACUAGACAAACCAUCUAUGUUACUAAACCCUGGGACAUCUUUAUAGAAGGAGUGUAGAAAGCUAACAUAAUAUCCUCCAUCAUUUGAUGAAUGUCUUACAUUUAAAAUGUGAACAAAGAUUUCUGCACAGGUGCAAGUGUUUAGUUUUCUUUUACGUAACAAGAAACUGACAGAAGGUUCAUCCAGAUAUCAGAGCCUGAUGGUUCUGUUCACAGCUUCUGGUGCAUCAGGUUUGUUGAUUCCUGUUUAAACCGUUCAAAGUAACUUUUUUUUUUACUCCAGAUUGAUUUUAAAGUGAAAUUACCUUCUCCAUGUCUGAUAGCUCCCUUCAUGUUAUUCUGAAAAAUGCUUGAAUACUCCUAUAAUCCCUAAAAUCUGUUUCAGCAUCUGAUGAUUAUGCCACCAAUGCCUCCAUCUUGGAUGUUGCCCGUGUCUUCAACACUGUCUUCUGCGGGUGGUGUGGGUCUACAGGAGGAGAUGCCAUGAAGCUCAUUUAAGCUGAACCAAACCCCGUAGGUAAAGGCCUGGCCACCAAGUGGUUGCAAACGAGCCACUACCCCAUGCCUUUCUCCCGGGUGAGGCUCUGGUAUCCCAACUCUAGAUGAAUUGUGCUGAGUCAGGCCUAGUGACUGUAGAUAAAAGAUGGACAGACCCUCUGCGCUGUCACCAUUGACUGUUAAAAAUACGGACAAACCCUCCGGGACGUCACCCAUGGGUUUCUGAGGCUUUGAGUUGAAGCCUAGUGGGCGGUUCCAAUCAAGAGUCUUGUCACGCUCAGACAUUCAAAAAAUGGACAAACAGGUGGGGCUGAGCGCAAGACUCUGAGAGUCUGAGUCAGCCAUUUAUUCCCCAGCUACAAGCUAACUGUGCUAAUCAAAGCUUACAGAGAUCCUCUGGUGAUUUUAGCCAGAAAAAUGCAGUUGAGCAACUCAAAAGCGAAGCGCGCGUCAACUCAGAGUUGUGGUAUUUCUGCGGCCUCCCUCAGAGAGCUGGCUGGGUUUCAGUACCCAACCAGCCCUACCAACAUGUCAUAGUUGAACCCAUUUUUGACCAAGCAGUGUUUUAUUGAAUGCGUUUUCAACCAGCUAAUUAAAGUACAGAGAUAUAAUUUUACUGCAGAUAAAAAUGGAACAAAAACUUUUUGUAUGGUCUGUUAGUCAAUCAAUACCACAGCUAGCCAUUUUUGUCCAACAAUUACACGAAUAACAUCCAAACACAAACGGGACACAAUUAAUGGUCAAGUUCAACGAACCUAAAAGAUCGAACAUUUCAUAACUGUUAAAGUUUUCCAUGCUUGAGACCAGAGGAGGUGGGGGUGUUUGUGGACGACUUGUGUCUGUGAAAGUGUGUUUUGGGUGGACGGGACUCGUGUCACCUCUCUCCGCUGUCCGUGAGAGCGCAGAGGGGAUUGCUGUUUCAGCGAGAGAAAUUGAAGGUGUGGCAUGACUGUGUGUGAAGGUCAGAUUUGUGUGUCUCGUAUUCAGUGCAUGAAAGUUGUUUUUUUCAGCUGUGAAGUUGGCAUUUUUAACAUAGGACUCAACGGGAACUUUCUCCUGUCUGGAGCCAUCCCCCAGCGGACGAGGGGGGCACUUAACUUCCACACUGGCUUCGCCUUUGGCAGGUGGAGUUUUCCCCUUCGUCAUGCCCCUCCCCCACAACUCAUUAUCCAUGAGGGGACCUAACAGGUAAAAACUGCCCAAGAAAACCACUUAUGGGAUCCUUGGGGCAAUCAAACCCACCCUGUAGGUGACCAUGCAUUGCGAGGAUAUUAAGUUGUUCCUCGUUAAGUUACUAAAGUAACUUAAUUACUUUGCAACAAUAUCCUCCACUGCAGUUAUGGGUCCUUUUCAAAUGCAAGUUAACUUUGUGAGCGUGUCCUUAUGUUCAUCUGAAUAUCUUUUAUUUUAAAGUAAAGUUAAAUGUUGGAUAAUACAUAAACUUACAGGAGCAGCAUGCUGUUAGAAAUCAGCUGUUAGAAUUUGUUUUUGAAGCUUCAUGGGUUGAACAUGAACAGGCAUGAAUAGACUCGUGUUGAUGGCUGUGAAACCAUUAAUCCAAUGUGUGAACAGGGUAUAACGGUGGUUAAAGGUAUGAAAAAGGUUUUAGGUUUUGCUCGUAUCCUUGGGUGUAGGUUAUAGGACACAUUGACGGUGGUUGACGUCUCCCUCGAUGAUGGAGGUUCCUGUUUCUGAUGUGAGCUCACAGUUGUUCACAGCUGAACUCGACUCGGCCGCGUGUUAUGUUUUUAAAAGAAGGAUAGAGUCAAAAGGAUUAAGUGCUUUGCUUUCUUUUUCUCCAUCUUCACUGUCCAGAUGAAUCAUUGUUUUUUUUUAAGCCAGCCUUUGAGGUUGGAGCUUCUGGGAUUACAACCCAGACACUGACUGCUUCAUGUCUUUUUGAUGGUUUUACCUCCAUCUUCUUUACUCUUUGCUGCUAGUCAUCCAUUUUUGGCUCUCUGCUUAUUUUGUGAUAGAAAAUGAUAACACAUACAUUCACUCAGUUUAACCCUAUCACUCCUGGAACACAGUCACAUCAGUUAGGAAAGUCCACCCUGUGCCAUGAAUUAUUUGUCUUUGUCUCCUCUCACCUUGGCAGUGACAACACCGGUAAAUCUGCACCUUUAUAUCAGUCCGAUUAAUCUGCUGCAUGUUUAUUUAACACGUAGCAUUAUCUGUCCAACAACGGAGCGGCGAUGGCAGGAGAAGAGUAAUGUUGACGGACAGCCAGGGGAGGCUACAGGGCGACUGUCUUAGCCGUCAAACCCCUGUCACUUUGCAGAUGACAGGCUGACAAUGGGUAUUUUUUCUGUCAAAUGGCUUGCUCAUGGGUGGUGAAUAAAAGGGCAGACAGAAUCCCCUCUCGCAGCAGAGCUGAUGCUCAAAGAUGGGUAAUUACAGUCAUGUAAAAGUUCAGCUAUGUGACAGGACAAAAAAAUCGUAAUGGGAUUAAGUGGUGGUUGAGUCGAGCUGCAAUACAUAUCUGGAGGAGACAAAAUGUGAUGCGAUCAAAAACAUAGUGAUGAAGAGAGGAAAUCAAUUCUCAGCAGGAGCAUCACAGAAUUAUCUUCAUCUUUCAUCCAAAAUAAGGAGAACGGACACUGACAGCAUUUUGUCUUUAGUUGAAAGUUUGAGAAGCCAAAAAUAAUGUCUACUCCACAUAAAAAGGUCUGUGUGAAAAUAGUUUCCUUUAACAACGUCUUCUUGCAACACAUUCUCACUCCCCGUGCGUCAAAAACAAACGCUUGGUCAGCCACCCUCCGCGUCACACCCCUGACGCCAAAAGUGCCCUUUUUCGUCACUUAUGUGCCAAAAGGGGUUUUUCCCUUUUCUGACUGCAGAUCCCAAUGCAGCGUAAAACUGAUGCGAUUAGAUAUCCGCUGAUGCGGCACCGAACCAGCUCAUUUCACCGCACCUAAACCUUAACGUUUCACUAUUUAUAACCUUCCCCUCUCCCUCAUCCUAACCUUAACCCUCUUGCUACCUAAAACGUUACUCUCACUGUGAUCAAGCAUUUGUUUCCCAUGUAUUCUGACUCUGACAGGCAGAGUCUGACUGUAAUUUUUGUAUUAGCUGCCCAAGGGGAACGUUAGAACAUACCAUCUGCAAGGGGGAGGUUACACAUACCCUCUACCUUAAACCUCCCCCGUGGUAGUUGAAACUUCCCCCUCGCAUUGGCUCAGUCCAAACUCGACCAAUGACGAGGCGGCUCUCGCCGUUCACUUCAUAGAGCCGGCUUUUAGAGCGAUCGACACAUCACUAACGUGUUCACUAGCAAGACGGUUAAGGUUAGGAUAGGGGUGAGGGGAAGGUUAAAUAACAAGAGGAUAAGGUUAGGGUGAGGUACAAUGAGCUUGUUUGGUGCCCUGGCUGCGGACAUCCCAUCGCGUCAGUGUAACGCUGCAUUGGGAUCUGCAGUCAAAUAAGGGAAAAACCCCUUUUCGCACAUAAGUAACGAAAAAGGGCACUUUUGGCGUCAGGGGUCUGACGUGGAGGGUGGCUGACCAAGCGUUUGUUUUUGACGCUCUGGGAGUGAGAAUGUGUAGCGCAGCCAGGGCACCAAACAAGCUCAUUGUACCUCACCCUAACCUUAUCCUCUUAUGUAACCUUCCCCUCACCCUAUCCUAACCUUAACCAUCUUGCUAGCGAACACGUUAGUGAUGUGUCGGUCACUCUAAAAGCCGGCUCUUUGAAGUGAACGGCGGGAGCCGCCUCGUCAUUGGUCGGGUUUGGACCGAGCCAACGUGAGGGGGAGGUUUCAACUACCAUGGUGGAGGUUAAAAGUGGAGGGUAUUUGUAACCUCGCCAGAUGGUAUGUUCUAACGUUCCCCUUGGGCGGCAAAUACGAAAAUUCACAGUCAGAAUACAUGGGAAGUAAACGCUUGAUCACAGUGAGAGUAACGUUUUUGGUAGCAAGAGGGUUAAGGUUAGGAUGAGGGAAAGGUUAUAAAUAGUAAAGCAUUAAGGUUUAGGUGUGGUUAAAUGAGCUGGUUCGGUGCCGCAUCAGCGGAUAUCCCAUCGCGUCAGUUUUACGCUGCAUUGGGAUCUGCAGUCAGAAAAGGAGAAAACCCCUUUUGGCACAUAAGUGACGACAAAGGGCACUUUUGGCGUCAGGGGUCUGACGUGGAGGGUGGCUGACCAAGCGUUUGUUUUUGACGUGCUGGGAGUGAGAAUGUGCUCCUUCUUGGGAGGAAAUAGACUUUCUCACGUAGCAGAAGAAGGAAAAAAAUCCUACCUUAACGAUGUUAAAUGAAUUCAAACACUAGAAACUUCAAACGCUGUUUGGCUCUUUGCUUUUGACAACUCGUUUUAAUCUUCCCCGCUCGCACCCCUUCUCGUCUUCCGUCUCUGGGCACUUGAGCCCCGAGGGCAGGCAAACAGACAGCCACAGAGCCCAGUUAUAGGGAUUCUUAAUGAUGAAGAAGAGCAAGUUAACAGAGAGGUUUUUGCCAGCUGUCUCUCGGCUUAGCAACGAGCUCAGUGCCUGAGGGGGAAGAGCCAUAUAGCCUCACAGUCAGUAGGCCCUUUUGUUGCUUAUUGCAAUCGUCAUUAUUUGCACUUAUAACUCAUGCUAAAGACAUGGAAGCUUAACACGGGUGAGAGGAGAAAGGUUUAGGAUUGAUUGCAACAGACAUUCGAGUGCUUCAAACUGUGUUACAGACUUAAAAACCAGGCCUGCUGCAUCUAAUUUUAAGUUCCAGUUCAGAAUAUCCUGAAAAUGCUGCAAACUGAGCAAUCCCAAAGUAAUUUAUGCAGUCAGUAUUGAACAGUAUAGUUCACUUCUGAUCAGUAAAAGAGCAAAGAAAGAAAAGACAAUAGAAAUGGCUAAAUCCACGCUGUCGUUCUUUUUUUAAAACACAGAAACUGUUUCGUUACCUGUUUUGUCGCUACGUUUUGCCGGCGUCUGCAGGCUUCCUCAGGCUGACGCUGAUGGUGGUGCGUCACUUCCUUCUCCGUUUAUCCGUGGGCAGCAGAGAACGUUGUCGCCCUCUGCUGCCCGCUCUCCCCUCUCCGACGAUGCAGUCCCAUGUGCGGUCCAACGUGUACACUCCGUCGUCCCUGUUCAUGGUCCCACAUCCACGUCUCUUUAUCUGGAUUGCUUCUUUAACAACGUCCUCUGCUGCCUGCGGAUAAACGGAGGAGGAAAUGACGCGCCACCAUCAGUGUCAGCCUGAGGAAGCCUGCAGCCGCCGGCGAAACGUAGCGACAGAACAGGUAAUGAAACCGUUUCUGUGUUUUAAAAAAAAGAACGAUAGCAUGGAAUUAGAACUAAUACACAGCAAGAACACAUCUAAGAUGUUCAAAGAGAAAUGGCUAAACUUUUGGAGUGAGGCUUUGUGGAUGUGUACCAAAGUACAAACAGAUCCAUAAUGUUGCCUCACCUUGUCGUAGGGAUGGAGAACUCCUAAAGCCGGAUGGACACUGUGCGACUCACUUACUUACUUGUAGCAUUCAGCUCCAUCCCAAAUUGUACGACUUAGUCGUGUGUUUACAGUGUACCACCCAGUUCUCAGAUGCAACAUGACUGCUCACACUACAUCUGGUAGCAACACAUCGAACCUGCUAAAAAUAGCAUUUUCUACACAAUACGUCUGACUUUCUUUGUGCUGUUAUUGAUGUCUGCUGUCCUUCGGGAUUGCUGUAGGAGGACACAGGGGUUUAUGUGGGUUGGGGGAGGAAGACAAAAGAAAGAAAGCAAAUCAAUGUUUUAUCAGUAUUAUUUGACGUAAACACGGCAAACAUGCUUUCUUGACCACCUUGUCAUUAUGUGUGAAAAAAGUGUAUAAUUAAAAACAAAUGACAUGAGGGAAAUAGCUGGCGAGCCGUGUUGACGCAAGUUUGCGCAUGCGCCGUGAGCAGUUCUGGUACUUUAUGGGUCGCAGCGCUGCUUCAACAGUGCAAUACCCUCAUGAGGGACGAGCAAAAUAUCAAACAUGGCAGAAAUUUGUGAGAGCUCACAAUUGCUGAUCAGCAGCUCUCACAAGGUGUUAAUCGCCUCGCGUACCCCCCUGUAUACUACACCAGUGUUUCCCAACCCUGAUCCUCAGGGCACACUGACCUGGAUGUUUUCCAUGUUUCUGCUUCAGCACACCUGAUUUACAUUGCCUCCUCAGGAGGACAUCAAGUGCUGAAGAUGCCUGUUAAGUCAUACACUUAAGUCAGGUUUGUGGCAGCUGGGAAAACACCGGUGUUUGAAAGGGCAACAUGGAAAACAUGCAGGACUGUGUGCCUUGAGGAAGAAGAAGAAGAAAAUAUCAUUUCUACAGCGCCUCUGGGUCCACGCCUCUCAAGAUGAAAAUCACGAGGCGCUUCACAAAAACAAAAAAAUGUAAAAAUAUAGAAAGAAUUUAGAAAAUGGUUAAAAAAUAUAUUUAAAAUGAGCAAAAAAUAGACAAUUGUGAUAAAAAAAAAUUUAAGAAAGAGAGAGAGUGAAUAGGAAAGAGGGAAAUCAGUGGAUCCUGAGGAAGGUGGAAUAGGUGGGGAGAGCAGAACAAAGAGAGAGUGGUGAAGAAGGUCAUACAAAAGCCAGCUUGAACAAGUGAGUCUUCAGCUGCUUUUUAAAGGAGACCACUGAGUCCACUGAUCUCAGGCUCAGGGGGAGAAAGUUCCAGAGUCUGGGGGCCACAGCAGCAAAUGAUCUGUCACCUUUGACCUUUAGCCUGGUGCUGCACAACCAGUAGGCUUUGGUCACUGGACCUCAGGGACCUGCUGGGGGUGUAGGGACUAAGAAGAUCACCAAUGUAAGAUGGUGCUUGUCCAUGUAAGGCCCUAUAGACCAGAACCAGGAUCUUGAAAUGAACCCUGAAGUUGACUGGCAGCCAGUGAAGCUGGAGGAGAAGCGGGGUGAUGUGGGUGUGUUUGGAGGACUUGGUCAGAAGCUGAGCACAGGCAUUCUGAACCACCUGUAGACGGUUCAGGGAGGUUCUGCUGAGACACGUGAAAAGAGAGUUACAGUAGUCUAAGCGUGAGGAGAUGAAGGUGUGGACAACUGUCUCAAGUUCAGAGCGGGACAGAAUGGAACUCAGCUUUGCAAUGUUCCUGAGAUGGAAGAAGGAGGACCAGGGUUGGGAACCACUGUACUGACACAUUACGUCAAACUCGCCCCAAUCUCGUAGAUUCUCAAACGAGGGGAAAAUCGGCUCAAAUAAGUUGCAGCUUGGAGGAGGAGAUCUCAUGUGAGCCGAGUUUAGGUCUGAAGGCUGCAAAUGCAGAGGCGCCACAUGCCAAAGGGCAGGCCAGACAAGUGUCUGGAGCUCUGAGGCCAGCAAGGGACCCCAGAGGGCAGACAAACUUUGAACCAAGUCAGAACCGUAACAGUAGUGAGACGGUGAAAAUUUCACCUGCUGGCCUAACGGGGCCCUCCCUGUCACUCCCGAGUGAGAGGGACCAUUUACACACACACACACACACACGCACACACGCAGAGGUGCACACGUUAUCCAAUGUAGAAACAGUUGCCCUCGUGUCAGUGCUAGACAGCAGAUCUUUUUGCUUGGGGCCCCAUGUGAACCUUGCAGCACCAUUAUGUGAAGGAGAAAUGGGCUCUGCACUGUCCUUUAGUGGAUGUAUUGCAUAAGGAGCACACAUGGAGAGUAUGUAGGCAAUGAUGUUUGAAAACCUUUGCUGUGAACCCUACUUUUUACAUAUAUGAAGUGAGCAUGAAUGGGUCGUUAAGAGUCCUGCUUAGCUGUGCUAGCUUUAACAUUAGCUAGAUGAACUCUGGACUCAGCUAAAAUAUUUGAAAUAAAAGUAAUAUCAUUGAAUUUUAAAGGUCUGAAUUAAUUGGUAGUGUUAAAUGUAGCUCUAUCACAGCUGUCAUGCAUUUUCUGAUCUUUCAUUUCUUAAUUUGAAAUCCUUCUUUGCAUUGAUAUGCUACAUCUAAAUGUUGUAUGGUUUGUUUGUUGUGUGGCUUCCAGAUAACAGAUCAGUAACUAAGUGUGGUCUGUUAUGACACUGAUCAAUAAAACUGACUUAUUCAAUACUGUUAACUUUAACAUCGUCAUUUCUGGAGUGAGUGCAUGCAUAAGAGUGUUGUUGCCUUUGUGUGCACCUUUCUACACACUGCAGAAGACGGCCAAACUGUUGCAUGAAAGGAGACAGCACUUGUCAGUAGCAGCAGCAUGGUAAGAGCAGUAAAAGCUGCUGUCCUUCCCCACUUGCACAGAGACAGACUAUUGAGUUUAUGAUUAGGCAGUCUGUCUUGUGCUGUGAUUAAGUCUAUUGAUGGCAUUGACAGUGCAAUUGCAUCGACUGACCGCUGAGUGUUUUCUAAAUGACAGGAAAAAAGACCUCCGUAGCUUGGCGCUCUUCUCUCAUGUAAAUGCACAAAUGUAGAUCUGUUACAAUCUACAUCUUCUUUGGUUUUACGUUUUAUGUCUGUUGCAUCACUUUCUUAUUGUUCACACUCCAACUUGGAGGCACUUCCCUCAUGAUGUUUGUGUAACAUUUACAUCUUUCUGGUAUUGAGUUGAGACAAUUAAUUGCCGUCAGGAAAAUGCUUGCAUUCUUUUGAGAUGGAUGGAUGGAUGGAAGCGUGUUUCAGCAGGAGAAUGAGAAAUGAACGCAGCACAGGAACCGAUGACAAAUGUUCCUUCACUCCUCUGUCAUAUAUUCUCUCACAAGUUUUUCUUGUCCUUUCUUUACAAUCCAUUUAAACUCUGGGUGUGUUUGUUGCUUAGCCUCCCCGGGCCAUAUUCACACAGCCUCUGUAAAUCCAAAACCCAACACCCUUCCACCACUCUUCUCCCUCUGGCUCCCAGCACAUACUGCUGUUGUAAACUGCUGCAAUAGAAAAACAGAGGCACCUCGGUCAACAUGCACUCUGCAGGAGAGCCGGAACCAACGUGAUGCUUCACCACGCAGACAGACCUCAUCGCUGCUGGCUCCGUUCCCUGCCUAGAACACCAAUGCAAUAUAAAACUGUGGCCGAGGCGGCUCAGGGCUGUGUGAAUGUGGCUCACAAGUAUUUAUUCAUAUUUAUCGAUGUGUGUUCUUAUUAAUUCCAGUCCUGUCGCUGUAUUCUAUUCUUUACAAGACUAUUAAAGGAAACCCUUGUUUUGAUCUGUUACUUGA
Nothobranchius furzeri (turquoise killifish) is the source of this 14929-nucleotide messenger RNA. RefSeq names its product neurocan b (gene ncanb). Gene Ontology annotation, biological process: positive regulation of neuroblast proliferation; cell adhesion; skeletal system development. The record is from RefSeq and is a predicted model, not a curated record. Lineage: Eukaryota; Metazoa; Chordata; Actinopteri; Cyprinodontiformes; Nothobranchiidae. Gene Ontology annotation, cellular component: perineuronal net; synapse. Gene Ontology annotation, molecular function: hyaluronic acid binding; calcium ion binding.